AUGAUUGAAGAUAGUCUAAAAAUAUGUACAGUAUGUGCAUCAAAUAAUAAUAGAUCAAUGGAAUCUCAUAAACAGCUAAUGGAUGCUGGAUAUGAUGUACAUUCAUUUGGAACAGGUUCAGCGGUAAGAUUACCAGGUCCUAGCAUAGAUAAACCAAAUGUUUAUGCAUUUGGCACACCAUAUUCAACUAUGUAUAAAGAUUUAAUAGGUCAAAAUCAAGGAAAAUUAUAUGAACAAAAUGGUGUAAUACAUAUGUUGGAAAGAAAUAAACAAGUUAAAUUAGCUCCAGAAAAAUGGCAUCAAAAUGAAAAAUCAGGAAAAUUUGAUUUAGUUAUAACAUGUGAAGAAAGAUGCUUUGAUAGUGUUAUUGAAGAUUUAAUGUUUAGAAUGUAUAAUAAAAAUCAACCAACUGAUUUAAAACAAGUUGUUCAUAUAAUAAAUGUUGAAAUUAAAGAUGAUAAUGAAAAUGCAAUAAUUGGUGGUAAAGGUAUAUUAAAAUUAGUUAAUAUGAUUCAUGAUUUUAAAAGAAAAAAAUUAAAAGAAAGUAAUGAUAUUGAAGAUGAGAGUGAUGUUAUAUUAGAAGAUCAAAUGAUGAGUAUAAUUACUGAAUGGCAAAAAGAUCAUUCACAUUUACCAACUAUUUAUAGUGUUUCAUACUAUUAA
Messenger RNA from Lodderomyces jiufengensis, 663 nucleotides. RefSeq names its product RNA polymerase II subunit A C-terminal domain phosphatase (gene SSU72). Gene Ontology annotation, molecular function: RNA polymerase II CTD heptapeptide repeat phosphatase activity. The record is from RefSeq and is a predicted model, not a curated record. Lineage: Eukaryota; Fungi; Ascomycota; Pichiomycetes; Serinales; Debaryomycetaceae. The transcript has a single exon. Gene Ontology annotation, cellular component: nucleus; mRNA cleavage and polyadenylation specificity factor complex. The coding region runs from base 1 to 663 and encodes 220 amino acids. Gene Ontology annotation, biological process: termination of RNA polymerase II transcription.